Messenger RNA from Symbiodinium pilosum, 540 nucleotides. Lineage: Eukaryota; Dinophyceae; Suessiales; Symbiodiniaceae. The record is from the annotation of a GenBank genome assembly.
AUGACUGAUGACUGGAGCCGCGAGGCCUCCACCUUGCGUGCCCUGGCUGCUGCUGCCAAGGAUGAAGAUGAUGAGACGUGGAGAAGUCAAGGCGGCAGGGUCUUGAUUCUCGCGCUCAAUGCCCUCACCGCCAGUGGUGCGGUACAUGAGGUGCAGGAAGCAUCUAUCCUGUGCAUCCAGGAGAUGAUUCUUCACCACCCCAGCUGCGUGGCGGACUAUGCCGAGGUGGUAGCUUCCAAGUUUUUCGAGGUCUUCGCACGCGCCGGCCCUGACCGGAAGCUGACAACCAGCUUGGCCCGCGCUCUCGACCAAUUGCUGGCAUCCAUCGACGCCUUGCGGGCUUUGGAGAUCUUGCUACCCCAGGUCUCCCAGAACUUCGGCCUGCUGGCUGCAGCGCUGCGCCGCCUGCGCUCGGAGCAAAUCCUGGAGCACCUGGACAUCAUCGUCGCGCCCAUCAUCGGCGCCGCGGAGAGCGACUCCGCCGAGAUGCGUAAGGCUGCUAUCUUCAGCCUAGUUGACUUGUACCUGAUCGUGGGGGAG